Messenger RNA from Cuscuta europaea, 1818 nucleotides. The record is from the annotation of a GenBank genome assembly. Lineage: Eukaryota; Viridiplantae; Streptophyta; Magnoliopsida; Solanales; Convolvulaceae.
UUUAUAUAGCACAUUUUUCACCAUAUCCUCCGGCUUUGCUUCGCUCCCAAUCCUCACAAAUCUAACUUAUCUUGCUUUGAGUUGGAAACGAUGGAGCAACCCCAAUCGGUGCAGGACGGAGGAGCGGUGGCGGUGCCUCCGGCGGUGCCGAAACCGAUGGUUAAGGCGCCGACGUCGCUCGCCCCUGGGUUCAGGUUUCAUCCAACGGACGAAGAGCUCGUCAGGUACUACCUCCGCCGCCGGGCUUGUGGCAAACCUUUCCGCUUUCCGGCCGUGUCUGAAAUCGACGUCUACAAAUCUGAACCCUGGGAGCUUGCAGAAUAUUCAUAUCUGAACAGUAGAGAUCAAGAAUGGUACUUUUUUAGUCCUGUGGAUAGAAAGUACGGAAAUGGGUCUCGGCUGAACAGAGCAACCGGUAAAGGUUAUUGGAAAGCUACAGGGAAAGACCGCCCUGUCCGCCAUAAGUCUCAGACUGUUGGAAUGAAGAAAACACUUGUCUUUCAUUGUGGACGAGCUCCUGAUGGUAAGAGGACAAAUUGGGUAAUGCACGAGUACAGACUCUCAGAUGCAGAGUUAGUGCAAGCUGGGGUUGCACAGAAUGCAUUUGUGCUGUGUAGAAUUUUCCAAAAAAGCGCUUUGGGACCUCCUAAUGGGGACAGAUAUGCACCUUUUGUUGAGGAAGAUUGGGAUGAUGAUUCGACUCUUGUAGUUCCCGGAGAAGUAGCUGAGGAUGAUAUGACCAAUGGUGAUGAUGCACCAGUUGAAGGCAACAACCUUUUCCAGUUGCAGGGUGCUCUAUUGAAUGGUCCUGCGAGUCCAGUUAUUGAACCAUCACUGGCCCUUUCAUUUGUUUGCAAGAGAGAGAGAUCAGUGGAAGCGGAUGAGAAUCCCGAACCCCUUUCUUUGGCCCAAAGCAAAAGACACAAACGCGACGAUGGUACCACCUCAAGCCAUGCAAACGGUUCGGAAGACUCGACCACUACAAGUCGGGACCCACUGACCAUGAUGAUGACGACAAACAAUAAUUCCCAACCUGCGCUCUUAGAAUUCCCUUUGAUGGAGAACCACCACCAAUCUACCAAUGUGCCCACUUUCGACUCCUCCACGCUCGAGAAAUCCGUGCCUCCAGGUUAUUUAAAGUUCAUUAACAACUUGGAGAAUGAAAUUUUAAAUGUUUCUAUGGAGAGGGAGACAUUGAAGAUUGAAGUAAUGAGGGCGCAAGCCAUGAUUAACAUUCUUCAAUCACGCAUUGAUCUCCUAAACAAGGAGAACGAGGACCUAAGAAGCGUUGCCGUGGGAGGGGCUAAUAGCUUGUAGUCGAGUUUUGUAGGUUGGACUUCAUCUUUGUCACACUUUUCAUGUCUCGUUUGUUUGUUUGUCACAUAUUCUGAUCGGUUGGCGUCUAUUAAUUAAUUGAUUUCAACCGAUCAGGAAACAUGGGAUAUCAACAAGGAAAUGAAGAGGUGGGAUUAUAUGGACAUAGAGAUUUCAAUUCCCAAUUGCAAUUUUUUUCGUAAUAAAUUAAUAAUAUCAACCUGAGAUGGCAUCAUAUACGGUCUUCAAAAAUAGUGGAAGAUAAGUAUGGGGAUGCCGGAGAUGUUCUUAUUUAUACAUGUCCACAACCUUAAAUAUAUUUUGUGUUUUGUAAUACUACGUAUUGUUCUAUGUACCAAUAGUACAUGAACUGAUGAACCAAUGUGAUAAUAGCUAUAAAUAUUAGCACUCUAUUGGAGUGUAGUUAAAGUAAUUAUCAUUUUUGAACCUUUGCAUUAAGACAUUCACUUGGUCAGAUUGUAUAUUACACGGAGAAGUACCUUC